AUGGCUUUGAAUUUAUCAAAUAUUAAAAAGGCAUACUUUGACAAAUUAUUCCUUUCUCAGAAUGAUACCACGACUGUAUCAACAAACAAUUCUACACCACUGUCCAAUAUUAAACCAAGGGUUUUGUUAUUAGACAAAUAUACUACGCCGAUUAUAUCCAUGUGUUAUACUCAAUCUGAAUUAUUGGCAAAUAACAUUAUAUUAAUUGAAUUAAUACAAAAUUACCAUGAAUUCUCUUCCAUGAAACAUUUAGAUUGUAUUGUUUAUAUAAAACCAUGUCAAGAAUCUGUCAAUGAUUUGCGUCAAGAAUUGCAUAACCCCCAUUAUGGACAAUAUAAAUUGUUUUUAAAUAAUUGUAUUCACAAAAAUCAAUUAGAAUCAAUUGCAGAAGCUGAUGAAUAUGAAGUUAUCACCAAAGUGAUAGAGAUUUUCCAAGAUUAUCAAAUAGUUAAUGAUAAUUUAUAUCUUAUUGAUAGUAAUAGUCUGAAACAAGAUGUCAAUCCUGUUUUACUGGAAAGUGAGAAAUUGAUUAGUUUACUUUUAGCGUUGAAGAAAAAUCCAAUAAUAAAGUAUGAAUCCAAUUCUAUUGAUUUGAAACGAUUAAGUUCAGAACUUUUAUAUCAGAUUAAUUCCAAUUCCAACAAUAAUUUAUUUGAUGAUUUAAAUCGUUAUUCGGAUUCACCUCCAUUAUUACUUUUGUUAGAUCGUAAAAAUGAUCCUAUAACUCCCUUGAUUACCCCUUGGACUUAUCAAUCAAUGAUCCAUGAGUUUUUAACAAUUGAGAAAAAUAUUGUCCAUAUGAAAUCAGAUGAAAGCAGUAGUAACAAUAAAAAUUCCCAAAUUAUUGUUUCUGAUGAAAAUGAUCCAUUUUAUAAAGAAUCAAUGUAUUUAAAUUAUGGUGAUUUGACGGAAAAAUUCCAAAAAUAUGUGGAAAAAUAUAAAUCAGAAACUAAACAAUCAUCAAUUGAUAAUUUGAAAACAACAAAUUUAUCCGAAUUGAAGAAAAUAUUAACAAAAUUCCCAGAAUUUAAGAAAUUUUCUACUAAUGUGUUAACUCAUUUGAAUUUAAUAAGUGAAAUUGAUAAACAAAUCACUAUACAAGAUUUAUGGGAAGUUGGCGAAUUACAACAAGCGAUUGCUUGUGGGUUAGAUAAUCAACAAAAUCUAAAAGAAAGAGUUUUAUUAGUUUUAAACAAUACCAAUAAUAAUAACAAACGAGUAUCGACCAUAAAUAAAAUUAAAUUAAUUUUACUUUAUUCUUAUAGAUAUAACACUUCUAAUGAUGUAUCAUUGUUUUUACAAAAAUUGAAUGAUCCUGUUUUCACUCAACCAUUACCUUCUUCAGGUCAAGUUCAAUUAAUAAAACGAUUCAAAACAUUAUUUGGUUCUAAUUCUUUAAUUGAUCAACAAAAACUUCAAAAUCAAAAUCAAAAUCAAGGAUUGACAAAUAUUUUCGCCAAUAAGAAAAUUGAUCUCAAUAAUUUGUUCAAUAGAAACAACCCAUCACAUUCAGUAUCGGAUAACAUUUAUUUACAAUAUACACCUCGAUUGAAUGAGAUUUUGGCGGGGUUAAUUAACCCACAACAACCGCAUCAAGAAGGUUCUUUAGGAUUGGCAACUUUGGUCCCCGAUAAAGUGAAACAACAAUAUGGAGUAAAUGCUAGUGAUGAAUCAGUCCAAGAUAUUAUUAUUUAUAUCAAAGGUGGAGUAACUUAUGAAGAAAGUCGUUUGAUUUAUGAAUUAUCCGAAAGUAACAAACGGAUAAACUUAAUUAUCGGAGGAGAUAGUAUAUUGAAUAGUGAAAUGUGGUUACAAAGAUUGUAUUCUAUGGUGAUGAAAUUUAGUGACGAAUCUGGUCGUCAAGAUAGUGAAGAUUCUCAUGCAAAUAGACAAACUCAACUACGUGAUAUCUUAUAG
Messenger RNA from Candida dubliniensis CD36, 1917 nucleotides. RefSeq lists its product as uncharacterized. Gene Ontology annotation, biological process: vesicle-mediated transport; intracellular protein transport. Bases 1 to 1917 code for a protein of 638 amino acids. The record is from RefSeq and is a predicted model, not a curated record. Gene Ontology annotation, cellular component: Golgi membrane. NCBI's taxonomy places the organism in Eukaryota, Fungi, Ascomycota, Pichiomycetes, Serinales, Debaryomycetaceae. The transcript has a single exon.